Molecule: messenger RNA, 567 nt
Organism: Ailuropoda melanoleuca (giant panda)
Lineage: Eukaryota; Metazoa; Chordata; Mammalia; Carnivora; Ursidae
Product: peptidyl-prolyl cis-trans isomerase A-like
Exons: 1
Coding region: 1-567 (188 amino acids)
Biological process (GO): protein peptidyl-prolyl isomerization; protein folding
Cellular component (GO): cytoplasm
Molecular function (GO): cyclosporin A binding; peptidyl-prolyl cis-trans isomerase activity
Source: RefSeq, a predicted model, not a curated record
AUGACCACUUGCAGAUGCCUCUGCCCCAGAGCUGCCUUGUGCCCGCCCAGCUGUGGUCACCCCACUGUGUUCUUCGACAUCACUAUGGACAGCGAGCGCUCUGGCCAUGUCUCCUUCAAGCUGUUUGCAGACAGAGCUUCAAACACAGCAGAAAACUUUUGUGUUCUGAGCAGUGGGGAGAAAGGAUUUGGUUAUAAAGGUGCCUGCUUUCAUAGGAUUAUUCCAGGAUUUACAUGCCAGAAUGGUGACUUCAUAUGCCAGAAUGGUGACUUCAUAUGCCAUAAUGGCACUGGCAGCAAGCACAACUAUGGCGAGAAAUUUGAUGAUGAGAAUUUCAUCCUGAAGCACACAGGUCCUAGCCUCUUAUCCAUGACAAAUGCUAGACCCCACACAAAUGGUUCCCUGUUUUUCAUCUGCACUGCCAAGACUGAGUGGUUGGACAGCAAGUAUGUGUUCUUUGGCAAGGUGAAAGAGGGCAUGAAUAUUAUAAAAGCCACAGAGCACUUUGGGGGCAGGAAUGGCAAGACCAGCAAUAUGAUCAUCAUUACUGACUGUGGACAAAUCUAA